UUUUUCUCCACCAUCUUUUCCAGUUUGUUUGGAACUCGAGAGAUGAGGAUUCUCAUCCUGGGACUGGACGGAGCAGGAAAAACCACCAUUCUGUACAGGUUACAAGUUGGAGAAGUUGUUACCACCAUUCCGACUAUUGGCUUCAACGUUGAGACAGUGACAUACAAGAAUCUGAAAUUUCAAGUUUGGGACUUGGGAGGACAGACAAGCAUAAGGCCAUAUUGGCGGUGUUAUUAUUCCAAUACAGAUGCAGUCAUUUAUGUAGUGGACAGCUGUGAUCGAGACAGAAUUGGCACUUCCAAAUCAGAGCUUGUUGCUAUGUUAGAGGAGGAGGAGUUGAAGAAAGCCAUUUUGGUGGUGUUUGCAAAUAAGCAGGACAUGGAACAGGCCAUGACCCCCACAGAAAUGGCAAAUGCACUUGGCUUACCAGCGUUGAAGGACCGAAAAUGGCAGAUCUUCAAAACCUCUGCAACUAAAGGCACGGGGCUUGAUGAAGCCAUGGAGUGGUUGGUGGAGGCCUUGAAGAGCAGGCAGUGACACAGUGAACCUGCGGAGCAGUUUCAGCUGUGUCCAACACCCCUCUGCCUGCUGUCACGUGUUUUCAGGCCACAAAUACUUGUAAAUAGGACGGAUUUGAGUUUGACUCCUGUGACAUGGAUGCCUCUCUUGAAUUGUAAAACUGAACCAAGUGAAUGUCUGUGUACAUUGUGAUAUUCCAUUUCUUUCUGUUUAAAGGAUGUACUUAUGUUAAUUCGUAUGAAAGGCUUACUGGCUGGCAAAGUUGUUUUUUUUUCCAACCCCCCCCCCCCCCCCCUUUGGUGGUUUUCACUAUAUUUGUGUAAUUAAAACACUAAUAAAAUCUGGAACUGUCAGCU
Cariama cristata (Red-legged seriema) is the source of this 875-nucleotide messenger RNA. It is a transcript of the gene ARL1, whose product is annotated as ADP-ribosylation factor-like 1. The coding region runs from base 43 to 537 and encodes 164 amino acids. Lineage: Eukaryota; Metazoa; Chordata; Aves; Cariamiformes; Cariamidae. Gene Ontology annotation, cellular component: cytoplasm; Golgi apparatus. The record is from RefSeq and is a predicted model, not a curated record. Gene Ontology annotation, biological process: intracellular protein transport; vesicle-mediated transport. Gene Ontology annotation, molecular function: GTP binding; GTPase activity. The transcript is spliced from 5 exons.